Molecule: messenger RNA, 1690 nt
Organism: Venturia canescens
Lineage: Eukaryota; Metazoa; Arthropoda; Insecta; Hymenoptera; Ichneumonidae
Gene: Dph1
Product: diphthamide biosynthesis 1
Exons: 4
Coding region: 403-1635 (410 amino acids)
Biological process (GO): protein histidyl modification to diphthamide
Molecular function (GO): 2-(3-amino-3-carboxypropyl)histidine synthase activity
Source: RefSeq, a predicted model, not a curated record
UUAUUCCGAUAUUAAUUGAUGAUUACCAAAGACUAUAUUUCAUAGAUUCGUUGGUAGCAGACGAUUCUGCGUCAAUUUAAAUAUUUUAUCCCAACCAUUUCACGCAAUAUACGUAAAGGUCGGCUUCUUUACACUCAAAACUUCAAUCAAUUAUUUAUAAAAAAAUAUUGGUUACCAAGCGUUGUAAUUGCAUUACCAGAGACCACCUUGAGAGCACCAAGAGUAAUUAAUAAUUAAAAAAUUAAUAAAUCAAAGUUGUACGGCUACGUUUAUAGUAGUGUUUUACUAUCCAACACUGCGAGGAUAUCACACGUGUUUGUUUCUAUACCGGACACCAUAGUCCGUGAAAACUGUUUUGAUACUACAACGUUUAGUCAUUAAUAAAGUUGAAAUAGUAUCAAAAUGAGCGAAGAAGCAGCGGUUGUUGUUGUUAAAGCUAAACCAGUGCGGAAAGUGUUCAAAGCUUCUGUUCGGGUUAACAAAAUACCUCAAGAAUUGCUGAAUGACCCACUGUUGAACGCGGCUAUUGCAGUUUUGCCGAACAAUUAUAAUUUUGAAGUUCAUAAAACGAUAUGGAGGAUUCGAGAAACAAAGGCGAAAAGAGUAGCCCUUCAGAUGCCGGAAGGUUUGCUAUUGUACGCAACAACUAUCGCUGAUAUUAUCGAAGAUUUUACGCAAGCCGAGACUGUUAUAAUGGGCGAUGUGACAUACGGAGCCUGUUGCGUUGAUGAUUUUUCAGCACGUGCGCUCAACGUUGACCUAUUGGUGCAUUAUGGGCAUUCUUGCCUCAUUCCUAUCGAUCAGACAGAAGGGAUUAAAGUUUUAUACAUAUUCGUUGACAUAAAAAUCGACACUGUGCACUGCAUCGAGUGUCUCCAAAUGACGUUACCUGUUAUCACCAGGAUAGCGCUUGUCAGCACAAUACAAUUUGCGGGAACUCUUCAAGCCAUUGCUAGUGAAAUGAGGAAAGCCGGAUAUGAAGUCAAUGUGCCUCAAAGCAAACCUUUGAGUCCAGGGGAGAUAUUGGGUUGUACAGCGCCACAAAUUCGAUGCGCCGAUGCGGUUAUUUACGUCGGUGAUGGUCGUUUUCACUUGGAAGCCGUCAUGAUCGCAAAUCCAAAGAUUCGAGCGUUUCGUUAUGACCCAUACGACAAAAAACUCACCGAAGAGUUUUACGAUCACGAGCAAAUGCGAAAGACAAGACGCGAGGCAAUAGAGUCCGCAACAAAAGCUGAUACGAUUGGUCUUGUGCUCGGAACACUGGGCAGGCAGGGCAAUCCAAAUGUCUUGAAAUGUUUGCAGCGUCGAAUAGAAACAUUAGGCAAACAGAGCGUCGUUAUUUUACUUUCGGAAAUAUUUCCAGACAAAAUUAGUAUGUUCGACGACAUUGACGCAUUCAUACAGGUUGCAUGCCCUAGAUUGAGCAUCGAUUGGGGAACAGCCUUCAAGAAACCCUUCCUAACGCCUUACGAGGGUGCUGUGACGCUCAAUCUUGCCCAAAACGAUGAGAGCAAACCAUACCCCAUGGACUUUUAUUCCUCAGCGAGUCUCGGUCCCUGGACACCAAAUCACAAGCCAUCCGAGCUCGAAAAGCAAAAUAACGCGUGUUGUGGCAAAUGCAAGGAAGGGAAAUAGUGAAAAAUGUUGAAAAACGAUACUCCAAUUUGUAAUAUAAAAAUAAUCAAGCGAA